Caenorhabditis sp. 36 PRJEB53466 is the source of this 1479-nucleotide messenger RNA. NCBI's taxonomy places the organism in Eukaryota, Metazoa, Nematoda, Chromadorea, Rhabditida, Rhabditidae. The record is from the annotation of a GenBank genome assembly.
AUGAUGCUUAAAGCAGCAAGUGAGCCGGUUCGUGUCAAGUGGAUCCACAUCUGCCUCGCUUUUCUGACCUUGAUCACCAUCGGAUAUUUACUUCACAAACCACUUCCGGCGGGAAUCACUGUUUCCCGAUGGGAUCGAUUUGUGAUGCACAUUGUCGAGCCUGCCCUCCGCAUUGCCUACUAUUACCCGGUACGAUCAGCUUUUGCACUUUUCGUCAAUUUUAUUCAGAAUUGUCUUGCAUCUUAUUUUUCAUUUGCAACCCUCUAACUUUCAGAGUCGUUUGUUCUCAAAACCAAGCAGCAUGUUGUACUGGACUCGCGGAGUCUUCAACAUUCUGACAAAGGGAAUGGGACUCCUUGUAGACACGCAGGGACAAAUCGACAUGAAAUGGCAUAAUUGGAACGGAACUCCUGUCAAGGUAUACCGCCCCACCAACAACAAGACAUCCACGGACGGAGCCGUCAUUUUUAUCCACGGAGGAGGAUUUGCACUUGGAAAUGUCGACAUGUACGAUUCGCUGAUGAAUAGAAUGGCUUACGAGAUGAAAACAUUGUUCAUCUCGAUCGAGUAUCGUCUGUCGCCUGAAACGGUCUUCCCCGGAGGAAUUCUGGACUGUGAAGAAGCCAUUGACCACUUCCUCCGAUACGGUAAUGCUCAAUUCGGUGUGAAUACGUCAAAAGUUGUGGUGAUGGGAGAUUCUGCCGGUGGAAACUUUGCCACCGUCAUUGCCCAACGCCGUGCCGUCCGCAACACUCUGCCCAAACUGGCCGGACAAGUGCUCAUCUAUCCGCUGCUCCAGAUGGCCGAUAUGCAGACUAUCUCCUAUCGAUAUUUUCAUUCGCGUCUUACCGGAUACUCUUUCGUUGACCCGGAAUCUGUCGCCUACUACUACAUGUUCUAUGCGGGUAUCGACAUGGACGAAAAGGCAUAUCUGGUACCAAGUGUUAUUUCGAACGGACAUGUUGCUGAUCACUUGCGAGCGGAAGUCGACAAGGUAACCAAUUCAAUUUUUGUGGUCCUUGAAUACCGUUACUUCCCAGAUGCUGUCCCACAAGAACAUAAUCGAAUCCACCCGCAAAUACAAAAACGAGACGGUCGGGCGGAGAUGGCCGGUGCAGCCAAGUUCCGAGGCUCAACAACUGAUGGAACCGUUCCUCACUAAUCCGGACUUUUCUCCUCUUAUGCGGGACGAUUUGUCCAACCUGCCACCAACGAUGGUGAUCACGUGCGAAUUCGAUAUUCUCCGAGAUGAAGGACUCAUCUACGCGCACAGACUGAAGGUUACCUUCAUUUAUUUCUCCCCCUAACCUGUACGCAACUGUGCUUUUUUAGGUUGCCGGAGUGCCCACCACUUCAAUCCAUUACGAGCAUGGUUUUCAUUCGAUGCUCAACUUUCACAGUGAACUUUUCGAGGCCUCCAAGUCGGUCAACGACAUCGAGAUGUGGACCCUCGGCGUUAUCCGCGCACCGAACAACUAA